Molecule: messenger RNA, 5184 nt
Organism: Gambusia affinis (western mosquitofish)
Lineage: Eukaryota; Metazoa; Chordata; Actinopteri; Cyprinodontiformes; Poeciliidae
Gene: pld1a
Product: phospholipase D1a
Exons: 26
Coding region: 257-3424 (1055 amino acids)
Biological process (GO): cell motility; intracellular signal transduction; phosphatidic acid biosynthetic process
Molecular function (GO): phosphatidylinositol binding; D-type glycerophospholipase activity
Source: RefSeq, a predicted model, not a curated record
CUGUUAGUUUUUUUUUUCUUUCUCUGCCACACUUACUGAGUUGCAGUAAAGAAGGAACACAGAAUUUGCCUGCUGCUGCACAGCUCUUGGUCGUCUCAGACGGGGCGUGUGUGUGUGAGUGCGUGUGUAUGGGUGAGUCUUUGUUUUGCCGUCCAUUCAGAGGAUCUAAGCUGGCUUGAUCAGACAGACCAACAUGUGGACAGCAUGUCCACAGAAGAAGCAGGUGCGCCCUGCUCUGGGGUCCGACUGCUAAGCUAUGCUUGACAAGGCUCAGCCUACUGCCAGUAAGCUCAACCUGGUGAACUCUGAAGUUUCUGAAACCCCAGCAGCUUCGGACACACUUGAUGGUAUCGACAUGGCCGAACUUGUGGAAAGCCUGGAUGCCAGAGAGUUGGACCUCGAAGAGGGAGAGGAGCUCGACUAUGAUGGGAACUACUUGGGAGACUGCCGUAUACCAUUUUCAGCGGUGUACGCUACAGUGGGCUUUAAGGAGGCCAGUGCGAAGGUCUACCUCCCCACUGUGCCAAUUACCGCCAAGAUCCUAGAGGUGGAACGGUUCACCACGGCACAGGACCGCUUCAAUUUGUCACAGCAGAGGAGCGUCAACAAGUCUCUACCAGCCGUGUUUAAGAUCGAGAUGAAGCACGGAGAGUUUACCUGGGUGGUUAAGAGGAAGGAGAAACAUUUUCUGGAGCUGCACAGAGAGCUGAGGACGUACAAAACUCUCAUUAGGAUACCGCUGCCGUCACGCAGCCACACCGUGAGGAGGAAGACGGUGAGGAAAAGCGAGGUGAGGGAGAUGCCUUCCUUGCCCCGAGGGGGAGGAGAUGAGCUGGCCAGAGAUGAGCAGGUCUCCAGCAGGAGAAGACAGUUAGAGGACUACAUAAACACGCUUCUGAAGAUGGCCAUGUAUCGGAAAUAUCACCACACUAUGGAGUUCAUUGACGUUAGCCAGUUGUCUUUUAUACAUGACUUGGGACCCAAAGGACUGGAAGGCAUGAUCUACAAGCGUUCCGGCGGACAUCGCAUCCCAGGAAUGAACUGCUGCGGUCAGGGUCAGGCCUGCUAUCGCUGGUCAAAACGCUGGCUGGUGGUCAAAGACUCGUUCUUGCUGUAUAUGAAGCCAGACUCCGGGGCGAUCUCCUUCGUCUUGCUGAUGGACAAAGAGUUCAGCAUCAAGAUGGACUCCAAAGAGACCGAGACCCAACAUGGAGUCCGCAUUGACAGCCUUUCCAGGACACUUGUGUUUAAGUGCAGCAGCUACAGACAUGCGCGCUGGUGGGGUCAGAGCAUCGAGAGCUUCGUGCGGAGUCACGGGAAGGCUUUCCUCCAAGACCACCGCUUCGGGUCGUUUGCACAGGAACAGGAAAACGUCCCUGCCAAAUGGUACGUGAAUGGAAAGACGUACAUGGAGGAUGUGGCCGAUGCUUUGGAGGAGGCUAAAGAAGAAAUCUUUAUCACAGAUUGGUGGUUGAGUCCGGAGAUCUUCCUGAAGAGACCUGUUGUAGAAGGAAACAGAUGGAGGCUGGACUGCAUCCUCAAACGCAAAGCACAACAGGGUGUACGGAUCUUUGUGAUGCUGUACAAAGAGGUGGAGCUCGCCCUGGGCAUCAACUCAGGCUACAGCAAAAGGACGCUAACGCACCUGCACCCCAACAUCAAGGUUAUGCGGCAUCCAGACCACGUCUCUUCGUCCGUGUACCUGUGGGCCCAUCAUGAGAAGAUUGUGGUUAUUGACCAAUCGGUGGCUUUUGUGGGCGGCAUCGACUUGGCUUAUGGACGAUGGGAUGACAAAGAGCAUCGGCUGACAGAUGUGGGCAGCGUGACACGCUCUGUGGCCCUUGAGCAGGCCAGCGCCAGCACCGGCCCUCCCUCCAAUAAGGGUGUGCCUGCUGUUCAUGACGUCCCGCAGAGCAAUGGGCGAGGGACGCCGCCUCCUGACUCCGCCGAGUUGCCCAAGCUGAAGGGCGUUGGCCGCAGCAGGAUCGUCCGGUUCAGCCUGUACAGACACCUGCAAAAGCACACCCUGCAGCAUGUGGACAGCGUCAGCAGCGUGGACAGUGCAGAAAGUGAUUCUGUCAAAAGCCUGAAAACCGGUGUUGGAGAGUUACAGGGAAACACCCGCUUCUGGCACGGAAAAGACUACUGCAACUUUGUUUACAAGGACUGGAUCCAACUGGAGAAACCUUUUGAUGACUUUAUCGACAGGUACACCACUCCCAGAAUGCCUUGGCAUGACAUCGCCUCGGUGGUCCAUGGGAGAGGCGCCCGGGAUGUGGCCAGGCACUUUAUCCAGCGGUGGAACUUUACCAAAAUCAUGAAGCCAAAGUACCGCUCUCUGUCUUACCCUUUCCUCCUGCCAAAGUCUCACUCCUCUGCUGACGAGCUCAAGUACCAAGUUCCUGGGUGUGUUAACGCUAAAGUACAGGUGUUGCGAUCAUCAGCAGAUUGGUCAGCAGGCAUUAAAUAUCAUGAGGAGUCCAUUCAUAAUGCCUACGUCCAGGUCAUCGCCAAGAGCAAGCACUACAUCUACAUAGAGAAUCAGUUUUUCAUCAGCUGUGCAGACAACAAAAUGGUCUACAACAAGAUCGGAGACGCCAUCAUUCAAAGGAUCAUCAGGGCACACAAGGAUGGUAAGAAGUACCGCGUGUACGUGGUCACUCCUCUGCUUCCUGGCUUCGAGGGCGACAUCACUACAGGUGGAGGGAAUGCAAUCCAGGCUGUGAUGCACUUUAACUAUAGAACAAUGAUAAGAGGAGAGUACUCCAUCAUCUCCCAGUUAAAGAAGGAGAUGGACGACCAGUGGAUGAACUACAUCUCCUUUGCCGGUCUGCGGACUCACGCCGAGCUGGAGGGGCGACUCAUCACGGAGCUCAUCUACGUCCACAGCAAGAUGCUCAUCGCUGACGACAACACGGUCAUCAUUGGUUCUGCAAACAUCAAUGACCGAAGCAUGCUGGGAAAGCGUGACAGUGAGGUGGCAGUGAUUGUUGAGGACUCUGAGAACGUGGCCUCGGUGAUGGAUGGGCAGGAGUAUCAAGCCGGACCCUUCGCACUCGAGCUGCGCCUCGAAUGUUUCAGGACAAUCCUGGGAGGCCACACGGACACGAGCAUCGACCUUUCUGACCCCAUCAGCGAUCGUUUCUACAAGGAGGUGUGGAUGACCACGGCUGGCCGGAAUGCUACCAUCUAUGAGAAGGUCUUCCGCUGCCUUCCCUCUUCCCUGGUGAGGAACAUGUCCGAGCUGGAGCAGUUCCAGUACAAGCCAGGGUUGGCUCAGACCGAUAAAGCUCGCGCUCAGGAGGAGCUGCGCAAAAUCCGGGGCUUUUUGGUCCAGUUUCCCCUGGAUUUCUUGUCCGAGCAUAACCUGAUGCCCUCUGUUGGAACGAAAGAAGCCAUGGUCCCAACCGAGAUCUGGACAUAAGAGAUGACGACCAAUACUGGACCUGCAGCAUAGGAUAUGUGCUUCUCCCUAAUCCAGACACGAGAGCCAGAUUUCCAGGUGUCUUUUAGCUUCAUUUGACCGCAAGGAUCCUGGAACCUGGAACCUCUCAAACCUGUGGAUACCUGAAAACACUAAACUAUGGAAAGGGACUGCAAGUUAGCUGAACCCUGUGGAUGUGCAGUAUGAAGAACAAAUGGACUAUAAUUAUAACAAAAUCAUUUCAAAGUGAGGGAAAUUGUUGGCAGUUUGAGAUGCUGGGACUUUGAACUGCUCACAUCAAAUAUUCCACAGGGUCCAUCAUGAAAACAGUUUGGCGACGCUAACGAGACGCUCACCUCUCUGUUGACAAUAAUGCACGUGAUUCACUGAGUUUGUGAGAUGUUAGUGCUAUAAUUGCUGUUUUUGAUCUCAAGGCUGAGCAGCUGCGCACCUUUUUGACCUGACCUCCUAAAGUUUUGAGGCAUGGAGUUUUUAAAUCGGAAAUCCAGAAAAUGCUUCCUGUUCUCUGCGACAGACUGGCGACCUGUCCAGGGUGAACCCUGCCUCUCGCCCGGAGCGUAGCUGGAGAUAGACACUAGGAACCCACCCUUGCAGAAAAUGGAUGGAUGGAGGCCUUCCUGUUCUCCCUCGACGUCAAUGAAGGAUUUACUUUCUAGCAAAUCAUGGUGGAUGUGCGCGACUGCCAUUGCUGCAUCUACAGAUCGCAAUUCAGAAAUUCGGAAUAAGGAAAUCAAAGAUCGGAGGUAUCGGACAAUCAUCCUGCACAUUUGAACAAAUCAUUUUUCCUUUUGUCCAGCUGGUGGUGCUAGCUUCUUAAAACACAGACCGCAUCCCGACAGCUGGAAUAUUUUAUUAGGUUGUUUCGCUGCUUGUCUUAGUCUAAAUCAAAGUUCUAAAUCUGUUUAAAAUGCACAUUUGAGGCAGUUUUAGCUGAAACCAAACCAUCAUGUAAAAUUUCAGAAUUCCUGAUUCCAAAUAGCAUGUACGUGACCGGAUAGAAACCGGCUUCUCCAGAUUGUGCAGCUUGAUUUAUGACUCACUCGUUCCAUCGACGUGCAUGCAGGCAACCUUAUGUGUCCUCCGUCAAAGUAUUGAUUGAUCACUAUCUUCCCCCGAAUGUGAAAACCAGAGCGCAGCUUCCUGAGGCGAGCUGCGCCUUAUUCUAAAUGUAGAAACUAUUUGAGUGAAGAUUCUCGGAGGAACGGGAGAAAUGAGGGAUUGACAGAGUUGUCAGUUGAAACAAACAAACAAAAAAGAACCUAGAUGACCCAUUUUAUUUGGGACUGUGUAUCUUAAUAUUGUUUUUGUCACACCCAGCUUGGCCUGAAAGCAGCAGGGUGAGCAAACAUCUUAUGGACUCUUGUGAAUAAACACUUAAAUGGGACCAAGAGGUGUCCUUUUAGGAGAAUCUAAGAAAUGUAUGUUUUUGUGCUUCUGUAUUUGUCAGUGCAUUAUUUAUAAAUUGUGAAGCAUUUAACACUUUAUUUUUAAUGAAUGUUGUGGUUAUCUUAACGGUUGUUUAUUUGUAAUUUAACUGUAGCGUCAUGCAGCUGUCUAACUCCUUGUUCUCCGUCUGUACAAUCUGAAGUCGUUUUAAUUUAACACAUUGAAGUCUUGCUUCUUUCGACCCGCAAAAAAUAAACAUUGUAACGUCACAAUCUAUGUGCUCGGCAUAGACUUUUAUUGUGAUUAUGUUCGCAAUAAAAAUGUCAUUUAUACUCCUGACUGGAGCAUUUUAA